AUGGGCGGCGUGCCGCGCAAUCGCGUGUGCCACCGCUCGCCCCGUAUCGGCACCUCCACCAACCUCACCCUCUAUGAGGGGUCCCUCUCCUCGGCGAACGACUUCUCGCUGCCCGCGCUGCUGAGCGACGACUUUCUCCGCGCGGUGCGGUGCACCUUUCGGCCGCGCCUCGCGCCGCUUGCGCGGUUCUGGGGCUCGAGGCGGCCGACCGUGGCGCUGCAUGUGCGGCGCGGGGACGUGCACACCUCCAACUCGCGCGUCGCAAGGUCGGUGUACACGCAUCACUACGUCGCCGAUUCCGCGUACCUCGACAUCAUCGGCGUGGUGCUGCGGCGCUACCCGUCGGCGGACGUGCACGUGUGGAGCUCGGCCGAGGGCUUCUACACGAACGCCUCGUUCGAGCCGUUUGCGCGCGCCGGCGCGACGCUCCACAUCGACACCGACGAGAUGGAGGCGCAGGCGCACUUUGCGACGGCCGAUGUCUUUGUGAUGGGGAGGAGCUGCUUCUCGUUGCUGCCCGCGCUGCUCAACCCGAACUGCGUCGUCGCGACGGUGCACGGCUCGAACAAGAUGACGGACGAGGCGCUCGUCCGCGCCGUGCCGCACGGGAUGGCGCUGUCGGGCGGGCGGGCGGGCGAGGAGCUGCUCGGGUGCAUGCGGGAGCGAGGGUGGUGA
Molecule: messenger RNA, 675 nt
Organism: Emiliania huxleyi CCMP1516
Lineage: Eukaryota; Haptophyta; Isochrysidales; Noelaerhabdaceae
Exons: 1
Coding region: 1-675 (224 amino acids)
Source: RefSeq, a predicted model, not a curated record